AUGGGGUAUGACAGUUGAACUAAGGUCAUGAGGCAUUUAAAAGUUAUAUUCUUAAAAAAUCAAUGGGUAUAUAUAUCAUUAUUAGAUAUGUCCAAAAAUGAAAGUAGCAACUAAGCAUUCCAGCUUUAAAUAUACAGUUAGGCCUACUCAUUAUGUGUUUAUAUAAAAUGUAGGCUAAUUUUUAUUUAACUGAAAUAAAUAUAGGCCUAUAAUUUUCUUAACUGGAAUGCAUGGUUAUGAUGAUAAUUAUCUUUUGUCAAGAAAUGUAAAAUAACAAUAACACAACCCUCUUACUUACCGGUAAUUGAUUUGACAGUGAAAGUUCCUGGAUAGACCACUAGGACGCGCCACGGUACCCGAGUUCAUCUUUAUUUAUUUUUAUUUAUUUAAUUAUUUUUUUCCGAGAUCAUCAUGCCGGCGAGGACACUCCCAUUGGUGGCAAGUUUUGUUACUGUAAUAAUCUGAUUGGAUUGGGGAGAUCGUUAUUGUAUGUCUGACUGGCUAGACGGCUUGACUCACCAGCUGACCCGGGAAGUUGGCGUGGAUCACUGACAUUAAACCAAACGAUUAUUUGAUCAUCCUGCGUCGCAGUGUGUAUCAUCAUAAUUUGAAGAUUUGGGAUCUCGCAAUGAAGACAGAUGAUGCUUAGUAACCAAGCCAGACGCCAAUGAGUGAUAACCGUCUGCUGCCAUGACGACCAGUCGCUGCACUCUGUUGCCGGAGGUGCUGCCGCAGCAUUCUAACUCUGCCCACACGGGGAGCUGCUUGAGUGACAGGGACUUUGAUCCAAUGGGUAGCCUGGACUGCCCGACAGAGCCUGACCUCCCAGGAAAAGCAAUGGAAGAGCAGAGCAGUCCUGCCAAUGGAGAGCCACAGUACUACAUGCAAAUGUCUGCCAAGGAUGGGCAGCUGCUGUCACCUGUCGCGGGAGCGUACGCCAAACAAAGCUCUCUGCCUGAGCGGCCCAUGUGUCGGAUCUGUCAUGACGGAGGGGGUCAGGAGGAGCUGCUCUCCCCCUGUGAGUGUGCAGGGACCCUGGGUACCAUCCACCGGAGCUGCCUGGAGCACUGGCUUUCUGCCUCCGGCACCAGCGCUUGUGAGCUCUGCCACUACCAGUUCACUGUACAGAGGAAGAACCGGCCAAUGAUGGAGUGGGUGCGUAACCCGGGCCUGCGCCAGGAAAAGCGGACGCUGUUCGGCGACAUGGUGUGCUUCCUGCUCAUCACGCCUCUGGCCACAAUCUCCGGGUGGCUGUGUCUGCGGGGGGCCGUGGACCAUCUGCACUUUUCCAGCCGCCUGGAGGCCGUGGGCCUCAUCACUCUCACCGUGGCCCUCUUCACCAUCUACCUCUUCUGGACCCUGGUGUCGCUCAGGUAUCACUGUCGGCUGUACAACGAAUGGCGGCAGACCAAUCAGAGGGUGGUCCUUCUCCUCCCCAGGUCACAUGGUGAACAGUUUGCUCCGCCCUCUUUAAGAGGUCCGUCACGCGAAAAACGGCCAUCCAAAGAGACUAUUGUCUGAGCAGCCCUCUCUUCAAAAGCAAUUAAGGAAAAACACGGAGGAAAAAUUAGGAUGGUUCCAUAGGCGCCGGAACGAAAUUCGCUUCUCGUGCCCUCCAGCGCUGAACUUGAGUGUGGAAUCGCCACCAAAUAUGUCAUUAAUGGGAAUGGACUGGCCAUUGAAACUGCAAUGUUCAGCUACGCCACAUCGUUGGCCAUUCUGGCACCUGGAAUGGUUUUAACACACAUUUACACGGAGGUAGAGUUACUGUACAACAGAGACCUUAUUUUCGGUGAAGCAGCAUCCAUUUUGGACUCAAAAUGCAGCAGCAUUACGUCCCACCAAAUGUCAUACAGGGAUGGACAGGUAAAUUUGGUGAUAUGGACGGGGUGGAGUGCAUAGUUGGUCAUAAACCAUUUGGACUGAAGGACAGCCAAGAAAAGUUUGCCACUGUGACCGUAUGCUGUGAUUGGUGAUUCCUGUGAGGUGCAGAAAACAUUAUGUCCGGUUCUUAUAACAUGCCAACAUAAACCUGUGUAUAGUAUUACUAUAUUAGUCAAAGUAUCACAUUCUACCAAUCAACAAGUCAAAGCCCAAAGUGUAAAUAAGUACUUCAACUACUUCAGUAUUUUACAUAGUAUUAAAAACUCUUACCUUUA
Coregonus clupeaformis (lake whitefish) is the source of this 2159-nucleotide messenger RNA. RefSeq names its product E3 ubiquitin-protein ligase MARCHF3. NCBI's taxonomy places the organism in Eukaryota, Metazoa, Chordata, Actinopteri, Salmoniformes, Salmonidae. The record is from RefSeq and is a predicted model, not a curated record. Gene Ontology annotation, molecular function: ubiquitin-protein transferase activity; zinc ion binding. The coding region runs from base 691 to 1521 and encodes 276 amino acids. The transcript has 5 exons. Gene Ontology annotation, biological process: protein ubiquitination.